Molecule: messenger RNA, 939 nt
Organism: Erinaceus europaeus (western European hedgehog)
Lineage: Eukaryota; Metazoa; Chordata; Mammalia; Eulipotyphla; Erinaceidae
Product: olfactory receptor 51B6
Exons: 1
Coding region: 1-939 (312 amino acids)
Biological process (GO): G protein-coupled receptor signaling pathway
Cellular component (GO): membrane
Molecular function (GO): G protein-coupled receptor activity; olfactory receptor activity
Source: RefSeq, a predicted model, not a curated record
AUGUGGAUCAACAGCAGUGCUUCACCGUUCCUACUCACUGGCUUCCCAGGAAUGGAGAGGGUACAUCACUGGAUCUCCAUUCCACUGUUGAUGGUCUACCUCUCCAUCCUACUUGGUAAUGGCACACUUCUGUUUCUUAUCAGGGAUGACCAUAACCUCCAUGAACCCAUGUACUAUUUCUUAGCUAUGUUGGCAGCCACAGACCUUGGAGUGACAGUGACCACAAUGCCCACAGUUCUGAGAGUUUUGUGGUUAAAUCACAGAGAGAUUAGCCAUGGGGCCUGCUUCUCUCAGGCUUAUUUUAUCCAUACUCUUUCAAUCAUCGAGUCUGGUGUCUUACUUGCCAUGGCUUAUGACCGUUUCAUUGCUAUCCGCAACCCCUUGAGAUAUUCUUCCAUUCUAACCAACACUCGAGUAAUAAAAAUUGGGCUGGGGGUAUUGACAAGGGCUGGCCUAUCAAUCAUGCCGAUAAUUAUCCACCUGCACUGGUUUCCCUAUUGUCGAUCUCAUGUACUGUCUCAUGCCUUUUGUCUACACCAAGAUGUCAUCAAGUUAGCCUGUGCUGACAUCACUUUCAAUCGUCUCUAUCCAGUUGUGGUUGUAUUUGCAAUGGUUUUGCUGGACUUUCUCAUAAUAUUUUUCUCCUACGUCUUGAUUCUUAAGACUGUCAUGGGCAUUGCCUCGGGAGAAGAAAGGGCCAAGGCUCUCAACACAUGUGUCUCCCAUGUUUGCUGCAUUUUGGUCUUCUAUGUGACUGUAGUUGGUUUGACAUUUAUCCAUAGGUUUGGAAAACAUGCUCCUCGAGUGGUCCAUAUCACAAUGAGCUACAUAUAUUUCCUUUUCCCCCCUUUUAUGAACCCUGUUAUCUACAGCAUUAAAACCAAGCAGAUCCAGAGUGGCAUAAUCCGCCUGUUCUCUGUGAUUCAUUCUAGACCCUGA